AUGGUCUACGCUGGAAUUCCAAAUAACUAUACGGGAUCCCCAUCCUCGUAUGUGGCGCCGUCAUUGACAAUUAAUCAUGAAGCCACUGUGGAUCUCGAUUCGUCCAAUGCAUUUGAAGGGCCUGAAAAACUUCUAGAAGUGUGGUUUACUGCGUCUCCGGAAGAGCUCGUCAACACCCCGGUACCCAAUGGCCUCAAGGCCGUGUCGUCGGACAUCUGGAAAGGCAUGCUUGAUCUGGUCAACUGCCAAGUACUUUCAAUCGUCGAAUCCGACGAUGUCGACGCCUACCUCUUGUCCGAGUCCAGCAUGUUUGUCUUUCCUCACAAACUGAUCCUCAAGACCUGCGGUACCACCACCCUUCUGCAUGGGCUGCCUCGCAUUCUCGAAAUUGCUGCGCUUUACGCCGGGUUCCCAAAGUCAAGCCCUCCAUUGGUUGGCGGGAUUACAACUGCGACUGCUCCGUACCGUGUCUUUUACAGUCGCAAGAACUUCUUGUUCCCCGAACGCCAACGUGGACCUCAUCGAAGCUGGAGGGAUGAAGUCAGGGCCAUGGAUAAACUCUUCUUGGGAGGAAGCGCCUACAUGAUUGGCAAAAUGAACGGUGAACAUUGGUACCUGUACCUCACUGACCCGUUCACUUCCCUGACGCCCCCUGCGUCCCCCACCCACGAAACCGACACCAAAUUGAUCAAUUUCCCGGGAUCCCUCGAGAAUGGUGUUACGAAGCCCAAACAAUGCGAGAAUGACGAAACAUUGGAGAUAUUGAUGACUGACUUGGACGAGGAGAAUUCCAAGCAAUUCUACCUCGAUCAUGCGAGUGCGGUCGCAGAAAGUCGUUAUCGAUAUCAACACGAGGAAGAGGACGACGACCAUGUCGACGUUUUCAGCAACACGUCCUCUAACAACAGCGAUGUGGGCUCGGCUAGCCACUCGCUGCCCUCGGAGCUGUCCAGCGAAGGCCACGCCCUCGGCACCGUGGUUAGUGAAUCCUGCGGACUAGCCAACAUGUAUCCAGCCGACAAGCACCCAGACUCUCGAAUCGAUGCAUACCUGUUCUCGCCCUGCGGGUUCUCCGCCAACGGAGUCAUCCCAUCGAACAACGGUAAAUCAGGAACCCACUAUUUCACCGUCCAUGUGACUCCAGAGCCUCACUGCUCUUAUGCAUCGUUCGAGACCACCGUGCCACAGGAUCAAUCUGGCCGUGAAACCGCUGAUAUUGUCAGCCAGGCCGUGGACAUCUUCAAGCCUGGCCGUUUCACCGUCACGUUGUUCGAGGCAAAGCCGUCUCCCAAGGCGAACGUAGAGGAUCUCAGCCAACCCGCCGAAAUGCGCCGUCUUGCUCGUCAUGCUGCACGUCUCAAUGGCAAAAUGGAAAACAUCCCUGGAUAUCGCCGCGUUGAUCGUAUCGUCCAUGAACUCGAUGGAUAUGAUCUUGUUUUCCGUUACUACGAGCGCCAUGACUGGCGAGGCGGAGCUCCACGGAUUGGAGAGAACUACCUUUAA
Messenger RNA from Arthroderma uncinatum, 1503 nucleotides. RefSeq names its product S-adenosylmethionine decarboxylase proenzyme. The coding region runs from base 1 to 1503 and encodes 500 amino acids. Gene Ontology annotation, molecular function: adenosylmethionine decarboxylase activity. Lineage: Eukaryota; Fungi; Ascomycota; Eurotiomycetes; Onygenales; Arthrodermataceae. Gene Ontology annotation, biological process: spermine biosynthetic process; spermidine biosynthetic process. The record is from RefSeq and is a predicted model, not a curated record. Gene Ontology annotation, cellular component: cytosol. The transcript is spliced from 2 exons.